UUGAGUGGAUUUUGUUGCUGCUCCGCUCACAUCGCUGCUUCCGAUUCCCCUCCACCUGCUUUUGAGCUUCUCGUUGUUUAUUGCUUUCUCGACCUUGUUCACUCUGCACAUAUUAUUACAUAUUAUGUAUUAUGUAUUACAUAUAUGACUCUGCCAUUGCACAAUCUACUUUUGUAAUCGUACAAAUUUUCGGUAAUGAUUUCCAUAAUUUUUACAAAUUCAAGCAAGUGAAGAGUGUAAAUACAUGUUAGUCAUGGUAUUGAAAUAAUGCUAUAUGCAAGAAAUCGAUGUGUACGUGGAUUGAAGCGCUAUAUAUGUUUGUAAUUGCAAUUUCAUGCCUAUGAACGUACAUAUGUAAAUAAAUACGUAUGCACAAACAUAAAUUAAGUGAUAAUUAAACAAAAAAAAAAAACAAAAGGAAAGACGAAAGUGAAAGUUGUGAAUAUACAUAGAACUACAGUUGAUUUGAUGCGGAAAGAAAAUUGGAUAAUGUCCUCGACGGCGCAUAGCGGAGACAGCGAUUCCUUAAAUUAUGAAGAACUCAAUGUCAUUGGGACAGGUGCUUACGGUACUGUAUAUCGUGCACGAGAUAACCAAUCUGGCAAGAUUGUUGCGAUCAAAAAAGUUCGCAUACCCAUUACAGACAACGGAGUUCCAAUGUCAACGCUUCGUGAGAUCGCGUUAUUGAAACACCUAAAUGCUUCAGACCAUCCGAAUAUUGUAAAACUAUUUGAAGUGUGCCAAGUUCUUGAACGCGAGGAUCAACUGAUGGUGCUUUUAGUUUUUGAACACUUGGAGCAGGAUCUUUCGGAUUUAAUCGACAGACUACCAAAAUCCGGAAUGCCGCCAAUAACGAUUCAGCGUUUGUCACGGGAGCUCUUAACUGGAGUAGAUUUUCUACACUCUCAUCGAAUCAUUCACCGAGACUUAAAGCCACAAAAUUUACUGAUAUCGUCGCAAGGUCACUUAAAAAUUGCAGAUUUUGGCUUGGCGAAAACGUACGAUUUCGAAAUGAAAUUAACUUCCGUAGUGGUGACACUUUGGUACCGUGCUCCCGAAGUUUUGUUGGCACAAUCUUAUAAUAGUUCAGUUGAUAUUUGGAGUGUUGCUUGUAUUAUAGCAGAAAUGUUUGCGCGCAAAGCCCUUUUUCCGGGCACGUCAGAAGCCAAUCAACUAGAUCGAGUUUUUGAACUAACCGGUCGUCCUACAGCGCAGCAGUGGCCACAAUCAAUAUCGCUUUCAAGGGAGCAUUUUCCUUCCCGACUUCCGAAGCAACCUAAGGAUUUAUGUGCUAACCUGUGUGAAUACGCAAACGAUCUGUUAAGCCUAAUGCUUUCUUACGACUUCAGAUCCCGCCCCUCAGCGUUGGCUUGUUUAGAGCACGAGUACUUUCAACAAGAGCCUAUGUAACAUUUGCUGCUGCUACUAUUUGUACUGAUUUAAUAUAAGUAUACCGUAUUUAGUUUGUUAAUUUUUCACUAAGCCAUUAAAUAAUUUAAAAUUUAACUUAGUAACUAGUAGAAAAAAUAAUAAUCUGAAUUUUGUAUGUACAUAAG
Messenger RNA from Rhagoletis zephyria (snowberry fruit fly), 1556 nucleotides. RefSeq names its product Cyclin-dependent kinase 4 (gene Cdk4). Gene Ontology annotation, cellular component: cytoplasm; nucleus; cyclin-dependent protein kinase holoenzyme complex. The record is from RefSeq and is a predicted model, not a curated record. Gene Ontology annotation, molecular function: ATP binding; cyclin binding; cyclin-dependent protein serine/threonine kinase activity. Gene Ontology annotation, biological process: G1/S transition of mitotic cell cycle; regulation of G2/M transition of mitotic cell cycle; protein phosphorylation. NCBI's taxonomy places the organism in Eukaryota, Metazoa, Arthropoda, Insecta, Diptera, Tephritidae.